UGAGAUAUGUCUACGUCUAUAUCUAUGUCUACUUAAGUAUUUAUUUCAGUUACUAUUUUGCAUUAAAGUCAUGUCUAAAGCGAAUAGGUAAACUAUUAUAUUAUGCGACAAAUUCUCAUACAGUGAAAUAUCAAGAAAAACCUUGUUAGCUUAAUCAAUAUCAGAUUCUCAAGUACAACUAGGUCAAUUACUGUUUCAUGCUAUAAUACUUAUAUAACUAUAAUAUACAUAAUAUACAAAUAUUUGGACAGCUGUUGAAUGUCAUCAAAGAUGAUCAGAUCAAUGAAUGACUCAAUCGUGUUAAUUCAUGCUUUCACAUUAUAGAACUCAAACAGAUAUGCAAAACUCACUUUUACUACCAUUUUCAUUCAUUCAACUUCAUCCAUUGAAAACGGACUAUCCACCGCUGGCCUGUCAUUCCCUUGUUUCAUAAACAAAACCAGAAUAUCUCUAACCUCGCGAUCUAGAAAAACUAAAGGCAUUUAAAUAUCUCAUUACAGUGGUUCAUUAUUAAAGAUUUCUCAGUAAUAGUAGCCCUGGACGGUGUCAUAUUGAUGUCAAAAUGAAACAUGCGCAGUACAAAGCUACACCAAAAAGACUUAUCUUAUUAGGAAUAUUAAAGAACUUAAGCUCUUUUUCUUUUAAGGCAUAUAUCAACGCAUGCGCUUUCUACGCCUACUGUGUAUCUGUUAUGUAGUUUCAUGUACCAAAUAUCUUUCUAGAUUUUUUAAUAAGCUGUUACUAUAUACUAGUUAGUCAUAUCAAUUUAGAUAUCGCGUAGUGUUAAACGAAUUAACAGACAUUUUAAGAGUUACACAUUUAAAGCAAAUAACAUAUCAGUGUUUCUAAGUGUUUUUUUGUAUCUUCAAGGUUUCUAUGAGGGUUUAAGAGCUAAAAGUGAUAGUGCAAGGAUCUACAUCAACAGUCGUCAAUGCGAAGCGGAGCGUUAGCAGCGAUGGAGGCGGAGCCAGACCUCAGCACCUUCGAGAACAAGUCGGGGCUGGCCGAGGACAUGAAGUUCCUCGCGUCCAUGCCCGAGCUCUGUGACGUCACAUUCCUCGUCGGAGAUACCAGAGAGCCGGUGUGCGCUGUGAAGGCUGUGCUUGCUGCAAGGAGCAGAGUAUUCCAAAAAAUGCUAUACCAAGCGCCGAGUCCUCAAAGGAAGAAGGAGCCUGCUCCGCGAGAGAACAAGCUGCGAUUAUUCCUGAAGCGGUCUUCAGAACCGCUCCUUAACCUUCAGAAUGCAGCACAGCAGAGAUCCGCUUUCGCGCAGCAAUUGGCUCCAAUUCAAGAGCCAUCCUCGCAGCAGCAUCAGACGCUGAUCAUCGAGGAGUUUGAGCCCGAUGUUUUCCGUCAGCUCAUUGAAUAUAUUCACACUGGAUGUGUUACUCUGCAGCCCAGGACCUUGCUUGGUGUGAUGAAUGCAGCAGACUAUUACGGCUUGGACGAGCUCCGUCGCGCAUGCGCUGGUUUUGUCCAGUGCUGCAUCACCGUGGAUACAGUGUGUGCUUUGCUAGCUUCUGCUGAGCGUUAUAUCCAGUAUAAGUGCACCAAAUCUUUGGUGCAGAAGGUUCUGGAGUUCGUGGACGAGCAUGGAAACGAAGUCCUCAACCUGGGCUCCUUCACGCUCCUGCCCCAACAUGUUGUGAGGCUGAUCCUCGCCAGGGACGAGCUUAGAGCCGACGAGUUUACAAAAUUUCAGGCGGCCCUCAUGUGGAGCAAGAAAUACUGCGACACCAACCCCAAUAUCAACUUGAAGGAAGUAAUCGGGAACUUCCUCGAAUACAUCCAGUUCCACAAGAUCCCGGCCAACGUGCUGAUGCGUGAGGUGCACCCGUUGGGGCUGGUGCCGUACUCUAUCAUCAUGAAUGCGCUCGCUUAUCAGGCAGACCCGGCCAGCAUAGACCCAGGCAAGCUGUCCCCGGCGCGGGUCCGGCGCGCGGGACGCUCCAUGUCCGUGCAGUCCUCGCUCGACCCCUACGGGUCCAACACCACCCUGUCCUCCACCGGCUCGAGCGACGUCCCGUCGUCCGACUCUCGGCACAACUAACGCGAGG
Molecule: messenger RNA, 2057 nt
Organism: Cydia pomonella (codling moth)
Lineage: Eukaryota; Metazoa; Arthropoda; Insecta; Lepidoptera; Tortricidae
Gene: gprs
Product: serine-enriched protein
Exons: 9
Coding region: 932-2050 (372 amino acids)
Molecular function (GO): protein binding
Source: RefSeq, a predicted model, not a curated record